Meloidogyne enterolobii is the source of this 1166-nucleotide messenger RNA. The record is from the annotation of a GenBank genome assembly. NCBI's taxonomy places the organism in Eukaryota, Metazoa, Nematoda, Chromadorea, Rhabditida, Meloidogynidae.
AAAUUUAGAGGGGAAAAUGGCAAUUGGGGGUGUUUGUGUAGAUUUAAAGAAGCAAUAUUCGUUGAAAAAUAAAAAGAGAAGAUUGCAAUAUCGUAGAAAAAGAUCAUUGCCUUUAAAUUCGUCUAAAAGAAAAAGAGAAGAACGUCCUCUGCCGUCAGAAUUUAAUAAUAAUAUUGAAAAUCAAAAUAAUUUGGGGGAUGAAGGGAAUAAGGAUAAAUUGAUGCCUGUAGACUUGAAAAACAGUCCAAUAACCCAAAAUUCAAUUCAACAACAAACCCAACCAGAAAUACCAAACCCUCAAACUGGGCAAUUCUCUGAAGGAUUAACAAUUUUACCAAAAGAAGAAAAUUUAAAAAAUGAAGAACAAAAUGGUCAAACUUCUUCUAUACAAUUAGGGCAUGAAUGUCAAAAUGAGGGGCAAAUUUGUGGUCCUUCUGGAAAUGCAAACUGUUUACAUGGAUUUUGUCGUUGUGUUGAGGAAUUUGUUCAGGCAGGGACUUCUUUGUGCCUUCCUAGAUCUAAAAUAGCAAAUCCAAUAAUCAAUCCUGGCUAUAAUUGUGCAGCAGGUGAUUUUUGUGAUGGAGGGGCUACUUGUGUACAAAACGUUUGUCAAUGCCCAAAAGGUUAUUUACCCCAACAAAGAAGCUGUGUUAUUCUGGAAGGAAAGAAUUAUUAUAAUAGCACAAUUUUAAUAAUUGGAAAUGACGGGAAGCGUUUAGUUAAAAAGUCCCCAGGCCUUAAUUGUCGCCAUAACCCCCAAGUUUGUACAGGCGGUUCUUUUUGUUUUAAUGGCUAUUGUGUUUGUCCAGAAGGGUAUGAAGAGCGUGACGGUGAAUGUAUUGUUCCUAAAAUAUAUGGUAAAUCUCUAAAAAAGGAUUUUAAAAAUAAUUUUAAUUAAAACUAUCAAGUCGAACCCGGAGCUAGCUGUGAACGCCCUCCUGGAAUUAUAGCACAAGUUGAAUGCCUAGGUAAUUCUGUUUGUGCUAACGGUUUUUGUGUUUGUCCAAAUGGGGAACCGAUUCAAAAUAAGAUGUGUGUUACUGUUAAUUCUAUUGGUAAUGUGUUUAAAAUUUGAAUUAUAGGUCGUAAGGAACAUCCUGAAAGGGACAUCUUUCACCCACCAUCCAUUGUUCCCUCCCCCUAUUUUUUUUAUUUUUUCUUUUAAU